AUGGUGGCCCCGCCUGCAAAACCGACUCUACCUCGAAAACGCAACAGAAAACGAAAACGGCGCGCUGUCUCGUCCUCGUCCUCAGAUGAUUCAGAUGAUUCCGACUCGGAUGCACCAAAGCCAGCAGCCCCUGCUCCUCAACCCUCCGUCCCUGCAGCAUCUUCAUCCAGCUCUUCCGACUCUUCGUCAGACGAUGACUCGGAUGACGACCCGCGCCCUCCUCAGAUACACAAGGAAGUAGAGAUAGAUCAUCACCUUGCACAUACCCGGCCUCGCUCUCCCUCGCUCUCCCCUCCUCCCACCGCCGUUCCUGCUUUUCUUCCUUCGCAGGCUCCGGACCAACAGUCUGAACAAAUCCUCAGAAAUCGCUUCAGGAAAUUCUGGAUGUCGUCCGUGGCGGAUGCGUUCAGAAAUGACCUCGAAGAGAUUCGCAAAGAGCCGAACAUGUCCACAUCGCGUCUUGCGCUGCUCAUCGACUCUCUCGCUUCUGGAGCAGACGUCUUCACCGCUUCGACCCGAGGGCGCGGCACUGACAUCAACGAAAUGGAGGUUGUGCUCGACGAUUCUCCUUCGUCAUGA
Molecule: messenger RNA, 579 nt
Organism: Fibroporia radiculosa
Lineage: Eukaryota; Fungi; Basidiomycota; Agaricomycetes; Polyporales; Fibroporiaceae
Exons: 2
Coding region: 1-579 (192 amino acids)
Biological process (GO): ribosomal large subunit assembly
Cellular component (GO): preribosome, large subunit precursor
Source: RefSeq, a predicted model, not a curated record